AUGGGCGCCGAGUCGCUAGCAGGCGGAGAGCCGAGCACUGUGGAGCAAUUGAUCGACAGGCAGAAGCUUGCGGCCCCAAUCAAAACUGCAGUGGACAAGUUCCAGCUUGUUCCCGAGUUCUUGAAGGUGAGAGGAUUGGUGAAGCAGCACUUGGAUUCAUUCAAUUACUUUGUGAAUAUUGGUAUAAAGAAGAUUGUGCGAGCCAAUGAUCGCAUUGCAUCCACGGUUGAUCCCAGCAUCUACAUCAGGUUUAAAGAUGUGAGAAUUGGCACCCCUACUGUGGUAGUGGAUGGUGUUAGUGACAAACUUGCUCCCCACACAUGCCGGUUAUCUGACAUGACGUACACUGCACCAAUAUUGGUGGAUAUAGAGUAUAUUCAAGGAAGUAAUGAUCAGAAGUACAGAAGAGAAAAGCGGGAUAUUUCUAUUGGAAGAAUGCCUGUCAUGUUACGGAGUCAAUGCUGUGUAUUAUAUGGAAAGGAUGAAGCUGAACUUGCCAAACUUGGUGAAUGCCCUCUUGAUCCUGGAGGUUAUUUUGUCGUCAAAGGAACAGAGAAGGUGAUCUUAAUACAGGAGCAGCUAUCAAAGAACAGAAUCAUUAUUGACACUGACAAGAAGGGGAACCUGACAGCAUCUGUUAUGAGUAGUACAGAGGCAACAAAGAGUAAAACAGUUAUCGUGAUGGAAAAGGGGAAGAUGUAUUUGUCCCUUAACCAAUUUACAACAAAGAUACCUAUAAUGGUGGUCAUGAAGGCUAUGGGAAUUGAAAGUGAUCAAGAGGUUGUUCAAAUGCUAGGAAGAGAUCCUCGAUAUAGUGCACUACUCCUUCCAUCUCUUGAGGAAUGCGCAAGUCUUGAUAUCUUUACACAAGAAAAAGCAUUGAAAUACCUCGACAAUAAGAAAGACGGGAGGGCUUUGUCUAUCCUUAGGGACAUAUUUCUUGCUAAUGUUCCAGUUCACAACAAUAAUCUCCGCCCAAAAUGCAUUUAUGUUGCUGUAAUGCUCAGAAGAAUGAUGGAGGCUAUUUUAAACAAGGAUGCAAUGGAUGACAAGGAUUAUGUGGGAAACAAAAGGUUGGAGCUGUCAGGGCAGUUGAUAUCCUUGCUCUUUGAGGACUUGUUUAAGACAAUGAUCACGGAGGUUGAGAGGCAAAUUGAUUAUGGUCUCACCAAGAAAGUUCGAUCAAGCCAGAGUGAUCCUUCUCAGUAUUUACUUAGGGACAGUAUAUCCAAUGGGCUAGAGAGAGCACUCUCCACUGGCAAUUGGGAUGUCAAGCGGUUUAGAAUGAACAGGAAAGGAGUUACACAGGUAUUGGCUAGGUUAUCCUUCAUAGGAUCUCUGGGUUACCUGACAAAAAUUAUGCCCCAAUUUGAGAAGUCGAGGAAAGUCAGUGGACCCAGAGCAUUGCAACCAAGUCAGUGGGGUAUGCUUUGUCCUUGUGAUACUCCGGAAGGUGAAGCUUGUGGACUGGUGAAGAAUUUGGCCCUAAUGACUCAUGUUACAACUGAUGAAGAGGAUGGCCCGUUAAUUUCUCUAUGCUACUGUUUAGGAGUAGAAGACCUCGAGCUUCUCUCUGGGGAAGAGCUUCACACUCCAAAUUCUUUCCUGGUCAUGUUUAACGGGCUGAUUCUUGGCAAACACAGGAGGCCUCAGCAUUUUGCUCAUGCGAUGAGAAAGCUGCGAAGAGCAUGCAAAAUCGGCGAGUUUGUGAGCAUAUUUGUUAAUGAAAAACAGCGUGUUGUUUAUAUUGCUUCUGAUGGAGGUCGAGUGUGUCGUCCACUGGUUAUUGCAGACAAAGGCAUAUCAAGAGUCAAAGAGCACCAUAUGAAGGAGCUUCUGGAUGGUGUUCGUACUUUUGACGACUUCUUACGAGAGGGAUUGAUCGAGUAUCUUGAUGUGAACGAGGAGAAUAAUGCUUUGAUUUCUUUAUAUGAAGGGGAGACUACUCCUGAGACCACUCAUAUUGAGAUAGAACCAUUCACCAUAUUAGGUGUUAUUGCUGGGCUAAUUCCAUAUCCUCAUCAUAAUCAGUCUCCAAGAAAUACGUAUCAGUGUGCCAUGGGGAAGCAAGCUAUGGGGAACAUAGCAUACAACCAGUUAUGCCGGAUGGACACGCUACUUUACUUGCUGGUGUAUCCUCAGCGCCCUUUGUUAACGACAAGGACAAUUGAACUGGUGGGAUAUGACAAACUUGGAGCUGGCCAAAAUGCGACUGUUGCUGUCAUGAGUUAUAGUGGCUAUGACAUAGAAGAUGCCAUAGUCAUGAACAAGUCAUCUCUGGAUCGUGGAUUUGGUCGUUGUAUAGUUAUGAAGAAGGCGUCUUGCAUUAUGAAUCGGAGGUAUGAUAGUGGGGCUUCAGACAGGAUAGUGAGGCCACGUGGACUAGACAAGGACAGGGAAAGGAUCUUGGACGUUGACGGACUUGCUGCACCUGGACAAAUAAUCAGACCAAAUGAUAUCUAUAUCAAUAAAGAGUCCCCAACUGAAACCAGGGAUCAUAAAUCUGCAGAGGCACUAGCUGAUAUGAAAUAUAGGCCUAGUAUGCAAUCUCACAAAGGGCCUGAAGGAGAGUCGUGCGUUGUAGACAGAGUUGCUCUGUCUACUGACAAGAAUAACAACAUGUGUAUCAAAUUGAUAAUUCGUCACACCCGUAGGCCAGAGUUGGGUGACAAAUUUAGUAGCAGACAUGGUCAAAAAGGUGUCUGUGGAACAAUCAUUCAACAAGAAGACUUUCCAUUUUCUGAGCGUGGCAUUUGCCCUGAUUUAAUUAUGAACCCGCAUGGAUUUCCUAGUCGAAUGACAGUCGGGAAGAUGAUAGAGCUUCUUGGAAGUAAGGCUGGAGUUUCUUGUGGUAGAUUUCAUUAUGGUAGUGCAUUUGGCGAACCAAGUGGUCAUGCAGACAAGGUUGAUGCUAUAAGUGAAACUCUUGUCCGUCAUGGCUUUAGCUACAAUGGGAAAGAUAUGAUCUAUUCAGGAAUAACGGGAUGUCCACUGCAAGCAUACAUUUUUAUGGGGCCUAUAUACUACCAGAAGUUGAAACACAUGGUCCUAGAUAAAAUGCAUGCUAGAGGUAUGGGCCCUCGGGUUAUGCUUACUAGACAGCCCACCGAAGGAAGAGCUCGAAACGGCGGACUUCGAGUUGGCGAAAUGGAACGAGACUGUUUGAUUGCAUACGGAGCUAGCAUGUUGAUUUUUGAGCGCCUGAUGCUUUCAAGCGACCCGUUUGAAGUUCAGGUCUGCGAAGCUUGUGGUUUGUUAGGAUAUUACAACCAUAAGCUGAGAAGUGCGUUUUGUUCCACGUGCAAGAAUGGAGACAAUAUCGCGACGAUGAAACUACCCUAUGCUUGCAAGCUUUUGAUUCAGGAACUUCAAUCUAUGAACAUUGUUCCGCGACUUAAACUCCAGGAGGCAUGA
Linum trigynum is the source of this 3414-nucleotide messenger RNA. The record is from the annotation of a GenBank genome assembly. NCBI's taxonomy places the organism in Eukaryota, Viridiplantae, Streptophyta, Magnoliopsida, Malpighiales, Linaceae.